Molecule: messenger RNA, 2988 nt
Organism: Sclerotinia sclerotiorum 1980 UF-70
Lineage: Eukaryota; Fungi; Ascomycota; Leotiomycetes; Helotiales; Sclerotiniaceae
Exons: 4
Coding region: 1-2988 (995 amino acids)
Biological process (GO): proteolysis
Cellular component (GO): cytoplasm
Molecular function (GO): calcium-dependent cysteine-type endopeptidase activity
Source: RefSeq, a predicted model, not a curated record
AUGGCUGUACCACCAUCUCCAGGCCUCGGCAAGUUCAGCAAGAGGUUCAACAAAGUGGCUACCCCUCCUUCUCCUCCUUGCUACGACUCUAGCAGCGACGAUUCCUCUGACGAGGAGCCUCAAUGGGUUAAGAGGCAAGGACCUGGAGGAAAUAUUAUGAUUGUUCCAGCAGCGGAUGUUAAGAAGUCCAAGCACAUCUCUCCUCAAGAUGCGAUAGAUGAAUUUUGGGUCAAAUUCAAUAGCAAGACACCAGGAAAAGCUUCCACUGUCCUACCCAAGAACUUAUACACAACAAAAGCUGGUCAGAAGGCAUCCAAGCCUGUCACAAGAGGCAAGAAUGCCGUUGCAUCAUAUGAAGAAGCGGCAGCACUAUGCAAAGCAAAAGUUGCCAAAAUCGUCAAAGAAUGUCGUCGAGUAAACCAAAAAUAUCGCGAUCCGCACUUCGAUAUUGAGUUCGAUUUGAAGUGGGGAAAAGGAGAUUGUCUACAAAUGCUCGAGAAUACAAGCGAGAAAUUAACUCCAACAUUCAGUCCUGGGUCUGUCAAAAGAGUCGGUGAUAUAUUCGACAAUCCUCAAUUUUAUGUCAGCGGAGCGACCGCAAAUGAUAUUAGACAAGGACGUGAUGGUGAUUGUUGGUUCAUGGCAGCUCUUUGCACAUUGGGAAAUAAGCCUGGCUUGAUUGAAAAGGUUUGUGUUGCCAGAGAUGAGAAGAUUGGUGUUUAUGGAUUCGUAUUCCAUCGGGAUGGAGAGUGGAGAUCUGAAAUCAUUGAUGAUAAGCUUUAUUUGACGAAGCCUGACUACGAUGAGAGUUGGAUUGAACGUAAUCUAAUCGAAGAUCGCCAGCGUAUUAAUUCCGAAGAAGAUUACCGCAAGAUUUAUCAGAGUAAUUCUGGUGCUUUGUACUUUGCGCAGUGCGAAGAUCCAAAUGAGACUUGGUUGCCGUUGCUAGAAAAGGCAUAUGCAAAAGCUCAUGGAGAUUAUGCCGCGAUUGAAGGAGGUUUUACGGGUGAAGGGCUUGAGGAUCUUACUGGUGGUGUGACAACCGAAAUCUUCAGCACCGAUAUUCUCGAUAAGGAAUACUUCUGGAAAGAAGAAUUAUUGAAGGUCAAUAAAGAUUUUCUAUUCGGUUGUGCUGCCGGUAUUUUCUGCGGUCGUGGUUAUAGAAAAGGUAUUUAUGAGGGUCAUGCAUAUUCAGUUCUACGAGCUGUGGAGAUGGAUGGACAACGACUUGUCUUACUGAGGAAUCCGUGGGGUGAGGGCGAAUGGAAAGGAGCAUGGAGUGAUGGAAGCAAAGAGUGGACACCAGAAUGGAUGAAGAAACUUGAGCAUCGCUUCGGAGAUGAUGGUUCAUUCUGGAUGUCCUAUGGCGAUCUUCUCAAAAAAUUUCAAACUUUCGAUCGCACAAGACUUUUCACUGAAGAAUGGAAGGUUACGCAAUCAUGGGCUUCUAUGGAAGUUCCAUGGACUGUCAAUUACCAUGACACCAAAUUUUCUUUCACUCUCGACCAUGCAGCUCCUGUUAUGAUCGUUCUCUCUCAACUCGACAGCCGUUACUUCUGUGGACUCGAAGGGCAAUAUCGUUUUGAGUUGUCUUUCCGUAUACACCAGGCUGGUGAAGAAGAUUACAUUGUUCGAAGUCAUGGUAAUUAUUGGAUGCGUCGCUCUGUUACUGCUGAACUUGAACUCCCAGCGGGUGAAUACGAUGUCUUGAUGAAAGUUAAAGCUUUCAAAGACGGCAGCUCCUUACCAGUAGAAGAUGUUGUUCGUAAUAACGCCAAAAAACGUCGUGAUAAGCUUUCCCGUAUCGGUCUUUCUUAUGAUUUGGCUCAUGCUAAGGGAAUUGUCAAAGAGACCCCUGAAGAGAAGAAGGCUAGAAAAGAGGCUGAGGAGAAGAGAAAGAAUAAGGCGAGAAAAGAAGUUAAGGAGAGAUUGAUGAAGGAAAAGAAGAAGAGAGUUCAUAAUGAUAACAAGAAGAAACGCAAAGUUCAAGCGAAGAAAAUCAAACGUAUGGUUAAGGCCAAAGCUAAGAAGGCCAAGAAGGCAGCUCAGAAAGCAGCUGAAAAAGAGGCGAAAAAGACAGCUGAAGAUGUUGCUGAGGUGGUUUCAGAACAAACUGCGAAAGAAGCUGGUGAUGAAGACCCGGAGGCUAAAGUAAAGGUUGUGGAAGUUAAAUUCAUUGGAAUUGAAGCCAAAGAUGAUGGAAAGACAAAUUCCGAUGCCGCACCAUCUGAUAAAGAAUCAGACACUGGGAAACCAGCGAUAAUCUCUGUGGCCACAUCGGAAAGGUCCAGAAACACGACGACUAUCGGUGGACCGGUCGACACAGAAACUGGGAGCAAAUCAAAAGAAGACAAAGUCAUUCAACUCAAGGCCAUAAAUGUCGAUGUCAAAUCAGUUACAGUCACAAAUCCGUCUACAUCCACCUCCACAUCAACAGUCACAGAUCCGCCUAAAGCUCCUAUCGACGAAUCAGACGAAUCAGACGACUCAGAUGACUCAGAUGACUCUGAUCUCGAAUCCAUAUGUUCUGACAUAUCAGACAUCAGCGUCGGAGUACUCGACGAUACAAUCGAAGCCGAAAACAAAGUAAUUCUACCUGUACCAACCACUACUCCCGAAGAAGAAGAUGAAUUUGAGAAAGAUCCAUGGAAUGCAGUUUUGGUUGUCGGGCUUAGGGUCUAUAGUAAAGAAAGCACAGUGACGGUUAGGGUCAAGAGAGAGAGAAAGUGGGAGGAACCGCUGAAGAAAAAGAAGAAGAGAGAUAUUAUGGGUGAGGAGAUUAGUAGUGAUGAGGAUGAAGAUGAAGAUGAGGAUCCCAUGGAGGUUGGGGAGAAAAAAUUAGAUGUGGAUGAUUCGGCCGCAGAUGCGGCGGAUAAGGCGGUGGAAAUUGUGGUGGAUACUCCGAUUGAGGAGAGGAUGGUCUCGAUUGGAGAGGAUGGUGAUGGGAAGGACAGGGAUAGUGAGAGUUCUUCGGUUGUCGUUGUUUAG